AUGGCCAAAAGGAAAAGGGAUAUCGAGGCCCCCAACCUCGGCCGCUCCGUGCGCGCGAACCCGUUCGGCCACGCCGAGAUGGAUCUGAACCCCGAUUACGAUGAGGUCCACCGAGAUGCCGACAACGAUGAGACGGAUGGAGAUGCCGACGACGAUAAGAUUGAUGGAGAUACCGUCAACGAUGAGACGGGCGGAGACUCCGGAGAGGCCAACAACGAGGAGAUAAACAUGUACAUCGACAAUAGCGUAAUGCAGCAGCUGCAGUCAAGCCAGCGCGUAGUUCAGAACGUUAUCGAUGAACUUCGUCGCCUCGGUGUUGAUCAUUAUGUCGAACCCCCUCAGGUUGUUGUGGUCGGAGAUCGGUACGCCGGCAAGACCUCCGUCCUAGAAGCCAUUUCUCGCAUCCGCCUCCCCUUCCAGGAUGACGUCUACAUGGCCUUUGUCACCGAGCUGGCGCUCCGUCGGAGCCCGCAGACUAAGGUCGCAGUCAGGAUUCGGACCGACGGUCGUGAUACUUUCAAUAGCUCCGGCCUCCAAGAAUCUGACCUCACGCAAAUCCUUCAGGGGGCAAAACAACACAUGGGCAUUUCUAACCGCAGCGCCGGACUCUCAGAAGAUUCCAGUGUGCUCCGCAUCGAGAUUGCUGGACCAGCCCUUCCGCAGUUGACGUUCGUCGACUUGCCUCGUUUCUGCCAUGCCGAGACGGGAAGCCAGAACAAUGGCAGCGUGGGACAUGCCAGCCGUCUAGCUGAGAAGUACAUGUCACAAGAGAACACCAUCAUUCUUGCAGUAUUCUCAGCCCAAAACGACCUCACCGCCCAGAAAGUCCUAGGCGAGGCUAAAAAGUAUGAUCCCGGCCUGGACCGUACUCUGGGAAUCAUCACCAAGCCGGAUGAGGUCGAAGAUCAAUCCACAAAGAGGUGGACUUAUUUGGAACUUUCUCAAAAUGAGGAACCCUCGCACAGACUCAAACUUGGGUGGCACGUCCUGCGUAAUCUGACCAAACAAGAGGCAGGUUCCACGGAAAUAGAGUGUGUGGCAAGGGAGUACCACUUUUUCCAAGGUGGCGUUUGGGCCAUGGUUAGCCCUGAGGAUCGUGGAAUCCAAACGCUGCGUGGAAAGCUAAGCCGGGCCAUUCUCACUCGCAUUCAGCGGCAGCUUCCCGCCGUCAUCGCCAACGUUGAGGAGUACAUCAAAACCCGCAAGGAGCGACUGGAUAGGCUGGGACCACCGCGGUGGUCAGCCGCCGACAUCAGAAAGUACUUGAUCGGCAUCAGCAAUCGCUUCCAACGCGUGGCACACAACGCGAUUCAGGGAAAUUAUACCGACGACUUUUUCGGCGGACCGUAUCCAAAGCCGUACACACCAGCACUAGAGGGCGACAGAAGAAUUAGGAAACUCCGCGCGUUGGUCAGGGACCUGAACCGGGCCUUCUGGCUUAUCCUUACGACCAGGGGUAGCCGGCGUCAAAUCGACUUGGGCGACCGGAAUUCGGUGGCGACGCCCAAACACCUGGAACCUCUUCUCGCCCUUUACGUCCUAGGUGAACGCGUUUCCAUUUCCAUCCAUGACCUCACCAAAGAGCUCGACAAUAUUGCAUCAGAGAACCAGGGCGUUGGGCUCUCAGGCUCUUUGAACGAUACGGUAGCCUUGGCCUUGUUCCGGGAUCAGUCAGCCCCUUGGAUUGCGAUAGCUGGGCAGCAUGUUAAAUUCGUCGUCCGCUUUUCACGAAGGUUCGUCGAAGAACUUGUGAUCCAUAUCGCUGGGCCAGAUUGGACAACUGCCAAUGCAAUAAUCGAACAUCUUGUGGUCCCUUAUUUCGAACAGAAACAGGCCACCCUUCAAGCAAAAGUAUUGGAGCUGCUUCAACACUACAAAGCCGGUUCGGACCCUCUGCCCUUGUCCAACGAUAUCUUUCUCGAUCGCGUGCCAAAGCGACGGAGCGAGUGGUUUUUAGGACAGGGCCAGCAAGUCCCAAAACGUUUCAAGAUCUCUAGAAACGAUGAAGAUUCGGAUGGCAGCACCGACGCGACUCCCGAGGUGCUCCAAGCCUCAUCCGAGACGUCAUUAAGGGUGUUCGCCAACAAUGUUGUGACGUUAGGCCUCGAGAACUGUCUGAUUUCCGACAUUCCCAACAUCCUUUCUCCGGAGGUUGUGUGCAACCUGACUGACGACGAGUUAAGGAGGCUUGCUGCUGAUUCCAAGCAGAUCCAAAGCGAGAGGGAGGAGCUUCAGGUACAAAUAGGCAAACUGCAAUGGGGGCUUGGUGCCUGUCGCCAGCAUAGGCCGAGACACUUGAACGGUAUGAUGGCAACACAACCUGUCCUCCCCAAAGCGGAGCCAGAGAGUGAGCGGCAAUUAUCUCCAUUGGAAAGAAUAGCGCCCGUCUCGACCCAAUCCAACCCGGCCCCAACCUUCCCAUCAUUUGCCAACAGUAUCUCGACUGACAGCCGAGAGCCAACUUCUCAAGCGACUGGCAAGCUCGCUACAGGCCACCACACGGCGGAAGCCGCACGGCUUACACCCAAAGAAAGCCAGCAGAGUACCCCGGGGAAAGCCUUUUUUGAAUUGGCGCCGCCGCCUAGCUCGCCCAACACUGAGAACGUUGCUCGCUGCACCUCGCUUUUUGAUGUCUUCAACCCCUAUGGGCGUAAUAUCUCGCUGCCGGUCAGAAUGCCGCCGCCAAAUCCUUUCUCUUUCUUUUGGAAGACCCCGCCCACUGAUUCCGGGGCCAGCGGCACGUCGAACACUGGGAUCACCGGUACAUCCAAUACCGCGGACACUGUUCUCCGCCCCUCGCCUUUCGAUGUUCCCGGCCACCAUUCAGUGCCUAUCGUCGAACACCCGUAUGGCGGACGCAAGCCUGAUUCUCCCGAUUUAUACAAUGGAGACGAGCUUUCUAAUCUCUAUGACAAUUACAAUAACGCUGGUCCCGGCGCCAGCGGCACGCCGCCGCCUGGGGAUGGGGAGGAGACGGGGACCAUUUCUGACGGCGUAGGCAUGUUUUUUGACGCCCCUGACCUGCCUGGUUCAGCUUGGUCCCCUUUUGAAUUCAGUUAG
Molecule: messenger RNA, 3060 nt
Organism: Chaetomium globosum CBS 148.51
Lineage: Eukaryota; Fungi; Ascomycota; Sordariomycetes; Sordariales; Chaetomiaceae
Exons: 3
Coding region: 1-3060 (1019 amino acids)
Cellular component (GO): cytoplasm; membrane; microtubule
Molecular function (GO): GTPase activity; microtubule binding; GTP binding
Source: RefSeq, a predicted model, not a curated record